GAGGCGUUUAGUGAUUUUGAAGGCAGCAAAACGAUACUUUUUACGUCACAUGUGCUGGUGAAACGCUUGCCAUGGCUGCUCCCGUCGCUCUCAUUCAAGGUGCCAGCAGAGGACUGGGGCUUGAAUUCUGCAAACACAUACUAAAAAACAAAAGCCUCGCUGCUGUCGUAGCGACAUGCCGAAACCCGGACAGAGCGGCGGAGCUGUGGGGCCUAGCGGGACAACACCGGGGCAGACUCACGGUCCUCAAGCUGGACGUGAACCUGGAAGAGGACAUCCGCGAAGCAGCUGAGCGCGUGAAGGAGAACUUCGGUCGGGUGGAUCUCCUCGUGAACUCUGCGGCGAUGCUUCACCCCACCGGGAAAGGAGAAACUAGUCUGAGGGAUGUUUCUGCGCAGGGCAUCAUAUCCACCUUGACGACCAAUACGGUGGGACCCCUGGUAAUGGCCAAAUAUUUUAGCCCUCUCCUUCAGAAGGGCGGCGGCGCCUUCGGUCAGCAGCCUCCAGAGAAAGCGAAGCAGCACAGCGGCAUCAUCGUCAACAUCACAGCUAAAGUUGGGUCCAUUGGAGACAACGGUCUUGGUGGCUGGUAUAGCUACAGAAUGUCUAAAGCAGCUCUCAACAUGGCUACCAGGAAUUUAUCCAUAGAACUUGGCCGCAGUCGACCCAAGGUGGUGUGUGUGUCUUUACAUCCGGGAACAGUUAACACAGACCUUUCCAGGCCUUAUCACCGGAAUGUGCCAAACGACAAGCUGUUCAGUGCUGAACACUCUGUGGACUGUCUGAUGGGCAUCAUUAAUUCACUGAGCAUCGAAAAGACCGGGAAGGCGUACAGCUGGGACGGGACCGAGCUUCCUUGGUAGAACCAAAAAAGUCCGCGAAGGCAUACAUGUGAUUUCAGCCUCUUUGUGCAAACUGUCUGAGCAGGUCAUGCUGCGAUAAACAUGAAUUUUACCAUUGACUCAAUGAAAACAAACCGGGUGUUUUUUAACAUAAUAAUCAAGUCACAGAGAAACCUUCCUUUCUACCUCAACACCAAAGUGCAUAAAUUAGAAUAAAUCCUUAAAGACAAUGUGUGGCCCUAAGAUACAAGACUGUUUUAACAACAUGUUCACAAAUAAAGAUUGUGAAAUACUUGGUGUGUAUGAUCUGAACUUACAGAUGUGCAAGUAAACUUUUAAUCACUGUAUCCAUCUCUGAGUUGGAUUUUGAUGUCGGGCUGGUUAAGACUCCUCCGCCUCUCCAAUUUGGAUGUCUGUCUUCAAGGUGUUUAUCUGUAUUGGUUUUUUGGUAAUUAAGAACUUGGCUAUUUCUAUCAGCUUGGACCAGAUUCUUCCCAUUUAAAGAAACAUUUUAAAGUAUGAGGUUGGAGUUUUCAGUGUGCUGCACAGUGUUUGCUUCAUUCAUGUGUCCUCCUUGGCUUGACUUUCAGCUCACGAAAAGGAUCUUCACCAAACAGUGCAAGUCUAGCUCCUCCAGGGUCAGGGUGUUCUCACUUUUUCCUUAUGAAGAACACAUUUAUCUUCUGUUAAAGUUAUUUUUUUUAAGUACAAUUAAAUCACUUUCUUUCUCUGA
Messenger RNA from Poecilia latipinna (sailfin molly), 1575 nucleotides. RefSeq names its product C-factor. Gene Ontology annotation, cellular component: cytoplasm. The record is from RefSeq and is a predicted model, not a curated record. Gene Ontology annotation, molecular function: oxidoreductase activity. NCBI's taxonomy places the organism in Eukaryota, Metazoa, Chordata, Actinopteri, Cyprinodontiformes, Poeciliidae. Bases 72 to 863 code for a protein of 263 amino acids. The transcript has 4 exons.